AUGCUCAAGAGACGUAGACCUGCUUCUCAAUCGCUAGUUUCGAAAAAGAAUAAGAAAUUGAGGCACGAAAACCCGUCCACCUUACCCUGGAAAACUACUUUGCGACCUUUAGAGACCGGAAUCGACGGUGAUGGUAUACUCGAACUGGAGGAAGUAGAGGGGGUGGAGGUUUUAUAUGAAGAGGGAGACGGAGGGAGGAUUGCCAGGUUUAAUGUUGUGCGGAAUGAAGAUGACGAUGAAGAUGAAAGGAUGGAGGAUAUUGAUAGCGAGGGGGACGAUGCCUUCGAUGACGAGCCUGUCGAGACGGAACAAGUGCAUUUCGACUCAGAAAAACUUCUGCCAAGAUGGCAUUCUUUCGCCCUACAUCCCCGACUGUUAGGCUCCCUCUCUCAAAACAAAUUUUCAUCACCUACGCCAAUACAAGAAAAGUCUAUCCCAUUGGCUUUAAAAGGGCGUGACAUCGUUGGUGUUGCUCAGACGGGAUCCGGUAAAACCCUUGCGUAUGGCUUGCCUAUCUUGCAUAGACUUUUACACGAUGCCCGACCGAAGAAGAAGUCCAAACGCCCGCUCCGUGCACUGAUAUUAGCUCCGACAAGAGAGUUGGCGCUGCAGGUCUCUUCACAUCUGAACAUGGCUCUGAAUUCCUCGAGCUCCAAUAUCAAAGAAGAGGAUGAGUGCUCCCCGAGUUUAAACUUCAAGAAAAAGAACAAACGGAAAGGGAAAGACAAGGAAACAUCUGGAGCUGAAGAGCCGACGUCUCAACCGCCCGGGAAGAAACCACCACCGGUAGUUAGCAUUGCAGCGAUUGUAGGCGGGAUGUCUGCGCAAAAACAGAGACGAAUACUCGAUCGAGGAGUUGACGUUCUCGUUGCAACGCCUGGUCGUUUGUGGGAUAUCAUGCAGGAGGAUGACGCGCUUGCGAAGGAGAUCCGACAUGAACUGCGUUUUCUAGUCUUAGAUGAAGCAGACCGAAUGAUUGAAGCCGGCCAUUUCAAGGAACUAGAUGGAAUUUUGCGUCUGACGUUGAGACCGGACGAUUCAGAAAUCAUUCCUGACGAUGAAGGGUCUAAUACUGAAAGCAAGGCAGAGGUCAUCUCAGCAGAUGCCGAAACACGACUCCAAACCUUCGUCUUCUCUGCAACAAUGAGUAAGGAGCUCCAGCGAAACGUUAAAAAGCGAUAUAGGCCUAAACACUCGGGGGGAAAGCAUCGACAAGCCACGUCGACAUUGGAUGACCUCUUACUUCGACUUGAUUUCCGCGACCCAGACGGCCCCGAGGUUAUUGAUCUCAGCCCGGAGGACGGGGUCGUCGACACGCUGGUCGAAAGUAAAGUGGAAUGUCUGGUGGCUGACAAGGACAUAUAUCUAUAUUAUUUCCUGUUGCGCUAUCCAGGACGAACAUUGGUAUUCUUGUCAGCGAUUGAUGGCAUUCGACGGUUGUUACCGUUACUGGAGAUGCUCGGGCAGAAAGUUUACCCAAUUCAUUCCCAGUUGGAGAUGAGACAACGGCUGAAGAAUCUGGAUAGAUUCAAGUCGUCGUCGAAAUCUGUUCUGUUGGCGACAGAUAUUGCAGCUCGUGGAUUGGACAUCAAAGGGGUAGAUCAUGUCGUGCAUUAUCAAGUGCCACGUUCUGCUGAUGUCUAUGUGCAUCGAAAUGGUCGAACAGCCCGUGCGGGAGGCAAGGGGUUCAGUUUAUUAUUAAUUGCGCCAGACGAGAGGAAAGCGAUCGCGGGUGUUCUUGGGUCUUUUUCGGCAGGUAGAGAUGCCAAGUCGAUUCCAUUAUUCCCAAUACCAGAUACCACAUUGUUGGACAAGCUCAAGGCACGCGUGAGGCUCGCGAAAGAAAUAGAAGGGAUGGGGCAUAAAGUCAGGAAGGCGAAUCAUGAGGACAAAUGGAUGAAGGAAGCUGCUGAAGUGCUGGGUGUGGACCUUAGUGAUGAUGAAAGAAAGCCGUCGAUGAAAAAACCGAAACAGGACGCUAAACUAGCGGCGAUGAAGGCAGAUCUAAGGCAUCUUUUGUCGCAGCCUAUGCUUGCUCGGGGGACAUCAGUGAGGUAUAUUACAAGCGGUAAUAAUCCUUUAGUGGAGGAGCUGUUACAACAGGACAUUUCAAUGCCUAGCGAAGAAUCACCCAAUGUCAUGCUUGGCCUUGGAGGUGGGAACCGGGACGCAGGCAAAGACGUUACGGAUGCGUUGAAGAGAAAGGGGAAACGAAGAAGCGAAGUUAAUCCAAAGAAGGAGGGAGAGGAAGAGGAAGAGUGGAAAGGAAUUGCUACCUCAUGA
Messenger RNA from Marasmius oreades (fairy-ring Marasmius), 2283 nucleotides. RefSeq lists its product as uncharacterized. The transcript is spliced from 12 exons. Bases 1 to 2283 code for a protein of 760 amino acids. Gene Ontology annotation, cellular component: nucleolus. The record is from RefSeq and is a predicted model, not a curated record. NCBI's taxonomy places the organism in Eukaryota, Fungi, Basidiomycota, Agaricomycetes, Agaricales, Marasmiaceae. Gene Ontology annotation, molecular function: ATP binding; nucleic acid binding; RNA helicase activity.